Rhizophagus irregularis DAOM 181602=DAOM 197198 is the source of this 702-nucleotide messenger RNA. RefSeq lists its product as uncharacterized. Gene Ontology annotation, molecular function: ATP binding; protein kinase activity. The record is from RefSeq and is a predicted model, not a curated record. Gene Ontology annotation, biological process: protein phosphorylation; signal transduction. Gene Ontology annotation, cellular component: cytoplasm. NCBI's taxonomy places the organism in Eukaryota, Fungi, Glomeromycota, Glomeromycetes, Glomerales, Glomeraceae.
AUGGUAAUAAGACAUGCAGAACAUGGAGAUCUACGAAAUUAUAUUCGUAAAUUUUUUCCAAAAUUAACUUGGACUUAUAGAGCAAAGAUUCUUAUUGAACUAUCAAAAGCUUUAAAUUCAAUUCACCAAAUGAAUCUAGUUCAUAAGGAUUUUCAUUGUAAAAAUAUUUUAGUAGACGAAAAUGAUAGAAUUUUUAUAAGUGAUUUUGGACUUUGUCAAUCAAUUGACUCUGAAAUAGAAACUUCGGAUAGCAUUCAAGGAGUUUUACCUUAUAUCGCUCCUGAAGUUCUGAGACGUAAACCAUAUACAAAACAAUCAGAAGUGUAUAGUUUAAGUAUGAUAAUGUGGGAAUUAAUUUCAGACGAACCACCAUUUUCAAAUAGACAACAUGACGCAGGUUUUGCGCUUGCAGUUCUUGAUGGACUGAGACCCGAAGAUAUUAAAGGAACGCCCGAUUUUUAUUCUAAUCUUAUGAAACAAUGUUGGAAUUUUGAACCAUUAAAAAGACCUGAUGCUUCUCAUUUACCGAAAUUAUUUGAGGAAAUGAUGGAACUAUGUAAAAUGAUUGAUGAUGAUACGAUUUCGUCAAAAAUUGCUUUUGGUUUGUCUGAAUCAACAUCAACUCAACCUAAUUAUGUAACAGAUUCAAAUGAAAAUAGUAUCCAACCAGGUAUAUAUAGAUAUUUAAAUGUGUGUAAUUAA